Nilaparvata lugens (brown planthopper) is the source of this 694-nucleotide messenger RNA. RefSeq lists its product as uncharacterized. Gene Ontology annotation, molecular function: GTPase activator activity. NCBI's taxonomy places the organism in Eukaryota, Metazoa, Arthropoda, Insecta, Hemiptera, Delphacidae. The record is from RefSeq and is a predicted model, not a curated record. The transcript is spliced from 3 exons. The coding region runs from base 1 to 339 and encodes 112 amino acids. Gene Ontology annotation, biological process: signal transduction.
AUGACCGAGACUCCUGGAAGAGACUGUCCCAAAACGCCGGCCCCAAUUGAGUGGAAAGAAAAGACUCCGGAAUCUGACUUGCUAGAAGCGAUGCUGUCAGCCAUAAUGAAAGUGUCAGCAUUGGUGGGUGCUGGUAAUGGUUCAGAAGUGGACAAGGCAGCUCUAACGUGUAGUGAUCACUUAUAUCAACACCUCUGCAACUGGUCCAAAACCAACAAUGAUUUCUCACUUGUCAGCAACACUCUACUAGUGCAUCUCGGAUUAAUGAAGAGCGAAGACAAGUCGUUCAAAAUAACGUACAAUACCGUGGAUGCAGGGCUGCUUUACAGCAAGCCAUGACUCAGAACUACUUCCCCACUCAAGUCAAGGAAACUAUGCAAUUCUUCCUCAACAAGAAAUGAUUUGAUUAGCUGUGACUCGAGUGAAGCAUGUCGACUACCAAAAUAAUAUUGCUGAUAUAUUGGUGAAAUUCAUUUCAGUGUACAAUUUCAAAUUAACUUAUUUAAUAGUGCAUCUUUUCUCAAAUUAAAGUGUAUUUAAUUUUCUAUGUUAAUAAAACCACUUUCAAUGUAAAGAGAGAACCCUGUGAAAAUCCAUGUUUUAAAACAAUUCUGUACCUGAUUUAGAACUUCUGAAUUUCAGGUCUCAUUUUUAAAAUUAGUUUGUAAAAUAAAGUUUUCUUCUUCUUUUCGUA